CUGGUAUUCGACCCAAACUCGCUGCCAAUAUCCCAGCUCGAGUCGCUGAAGUUCAAGGCAAACCAGAUCAUCGAGUCCAUCCAAACCCUGCAGCGAACCCUCGAAGCAGGCGGCCAGAAUGUGAUGGCACCGUGGCCCGACAUUUUGUCCAAGUACAAUCUCAUACUCUCCCAGACCCACAGCUUCUACUCGUCUCUCACAUCAUCGCUGUCUGCCGCCUCUCAGCCUAAUUCUUCCUCGCAGACACAACAGACAAAGAGUCCGUAUGAGAAGAUUGCACUCCAUCCUAGCGUGGCCAUGACGGAUAUCCAGUUCGACACCGAAAUCAUCCCACUCCUCCGCAACCAGCAGACUACAGACGUUCUUCAGCAGGAGACCGCUACCGUGCGUCGUCUCGCGGAGUGCAUGGUCACGCGUGGAGCACUCGCGAUCAGUGGCGGCGACGUGCAAAACCAAAGUAGUCAGCCUGCUGCACCUAGCUCAGGCGUCGCCAGAACCCACCGAGCUACAAACGACGAUGUUCUUCGCGAGUGUGCCGAAAUACGCGAGGCUCACGACCAUCGUACAGAACGUGCGGUUCGCGCAGUUCUCAUGCUCCGCGAUAAAUACGAGUGGAAGCAACGUGUCGCUGUUGAGGUGGAGGAACCGGAUGAGCUUCAGUGGGAUCCACGUAUGGCUCAACAAGCCAUGGAUGUCGUCAAUGGUGCUGAGGUCGAGCAAGACGCAGAUAUUGAUGCAGAUGAGGGACAAAGCAGCGAUGAGGAAGAAGUGGUCGAGGGUGAACUUACUGGAGAUGAUGGUCAAACCCCA
Pisolithus orientalis is the source of this 810-nucleotide messenger RNA. RefSeq lists its product as uncharacterized. NCBI's taxonomy places the organism in Eukaryota, Fungi, Basidiomycota, Agaricomycetes, Boletales, Pisolithaceae. The transcript has a single exon. The annotation marks the transcript as partial. The record is from RefSeq and is a predicted model, not a curated record.